Molecule: messenger RNA, 732 nt
Organism: Mycena indigotica
Lineage: Eukaryota; Fungi; Basidiomycota; Agaricomycetes; Agaricales; Mycenaceae
Exons: 3
Coding region: 1-732 (243 amino acids)
Source: RefSeq, a predicted model, not a curated record
AUGUCUUCUCAACACGUGUUACGGGCUGCGCAUCCGAGUGUCCAAUUGUUCUCCCACGAUGUCUUCUCCCUGACUGUUACCACCAUCGCCUGCUCCUUCCCGUCAGUGCGCCGCCUGCUAGUCCGCGUCUCCCGCCAGUCCGCGUCGCUCGCCAAUCCGCGUCGCGCCCAAGUCCAUGCCGCCUGUACUCAGCGGUACGUCGCGCUGUCCUUUUUUGUACCUGUUCGACCUCACUCAGCAGGUGAUUGCGCGCCGGCGCCGAGACCAGCUUCCGGCCAGCCAUAUCGACGGUCUGGCAGCCCACUUCGACGUUGCGGUUGCACGCAACACUCCAAUUGCAGCAGACGCAAGACGAGGAUGGCGGCACAGGCGGCGAUGCGCAUGGUGAACGGGAAGGUGACGACCACGGAUGGGAAGGGGAAUGCUGGCGCGUUUCGCCUACAACUCGCUGGAUGUGGACACACAUCGCGUCCACUGGCACUCAAGCGCACGAUGCCGGGGCUGCAGACGGCCGAGAAGGUCACUGGCCUUGGAAAAUACCGGCCAGGCCCCGCCCACCCAACCGCCCGCUCCUUCCGCGCGGAGUUCACAGCCUCUAAAACCUGCACCCUAUAUCUUCACGGGUUCCCGGCCCGGGCCCAUGCAGCUGUGCAUGGCGACAGCACCGUGCAUGCGCCGAGACGGGAUGCUUUGGAGGAAGUGGAGGCCGUCGCACGAUGUUUGGUCCGCUGA